This is a messenger RNA of Myripristis murdjan (pinecone soldierfish), 5844 nucleotides long. It is a transcript of the gene fzd5, whose product is annotated as frizzled class receptor 5. Gene Ontology annotation, molecular function: Wnt-protein binding; Wnt receptor activity. The transcript has a single exon. Lineage: Eukaryota; Metazoa; Chordata; Actinopteri; Holocentriformes; Holocentridae. The record is from RefSeq and is a predicted model, not a curated record. Gene Ontology annotation, biological process: non-canonical Wnt signaling pathway; canonical Wnt signaling pathway. The coding region runs from base 919 to 2673 and encodes 584 amino acids. Gene Ontology annotation, cellular component: plasma membrane.
CCUGGUGGCACCGGACAACUUUGGAAAGGGACACUUCGGAGGAAAGAUUUAUUCCCUUUUUCUCUCGGCCGGCACGAGCCCUGUUUUCCUGCAGAGGCAGCGCGAGGGACAGUUGUGAAACUUUGAAAAGAAAUCUCAAACAUCUGAAAUUCAUCUGAAAUCUGUUUCUUUUAUUAAACUAAAGUGAGGGAAUAAAGCUGACACAGAAGAGACAUAAACUGGAUUUUACGCAGCGGGAUCCGUGCGUAAGAGUGAGGAUCUUUGGACAUUUGGCGCACGCUGGACAAAUAUUUGCACUGUGACCGCUGUUUUAUUUUCUUACCUCUUUAUUUGGAAACGAAACCUGUUUUAAUCUUUUUUUUUUAAUUCACUGCGAGACACAAUCGACUUCAUCUGCCAUUUGUUGGAAAACGACACAGCGCUUGGUAAACAUGUUGGAAAGCUGUUAAAUUGAUUGGAUCGUGACCGUAAGGCAACAAGAGAGGAAAUGAACUUUCUCCAUAAUGAACUUUCUCCGUAAUGAGCGCUGGAGCCUGGUGAAUGACUGACAGAGCGUCGCCGGGCGCCGUGCGGGCUUGGCAGCAGCCUCGUCAACUUCUCCAGGACAGGACUGGAUUUGCUGUCAGCACUUUGACUUGUUUUGUUUUUAUCAUUAGAGGCUGCAAGGUGCUUUUGCCGUCGGAUCGGACCGGGUCUGGAAUGAAACUUGUGUGCUGAUUGAUUGGACAGAGCGCUGUGGCCAUGCUGCUGCAGUUAUUCCGCCGCUCUGUGGGGACCUCACGUUUCCGAGAUGCGCUCAUAAAUUAGAGCAAGCCAAGGAAGCGCUUUUCAUUUACAAUCCCUGUCAUUUUUCAUUUGAAUGAUAUAAAAGUACCAAUUACAUAACUAUUAGGCUAUAAUACAAUAUUUAAUAUCUCCAUGGCAACCGCGGAGAGGCGCGCGCCAUGUGGCCCGGUGUCCCCAUGGCUCCUCGUGCCGCUGCUGCUGCUGUUCCGGUGUCCCGGUCCGGCGCUGGGAGCCUCCAAGGACCUAAUGUGCGAGCCAAUCACGGUGCCCAUGUGCAGGGGCAUCGGCUACAACCUCACCUACAUGCCCAACCAGUUCAACCAUGACACCCAGGAGGAGGUGGGCCUGGAGGUGCACCAGUUCUGGCCUCUGGUCCGGAUCCGCUGCUCACCGGACCUGCUCUUCUUCCUGUGCAGCAUGUACACGCCCAUCUGCCUGCUGGACUACCGGAAGCCGCUGCCGCCGUGCCGCUCGGUGUGCGAACGGGCCAAACGAGGCUGCUCUCCUCUAAUGAGCCAGUACGGCUUCGAGUGGCCAGAGAGGAUGAGCUGCGAGCAGCUUCCCCAGCUGGGCGACGAGACCCUGUGUAUGGACCAGAACAGCAGCGAGACCACCACCCUUUCGCCUCCGUUCCCCAAGCCCACCCCUAAAGGCCGGACCAGACCCCCCAGCCCCGCUCAGUGUGACAGGGAGUGCCGCUGUCGGGACCCCCUGGUCCCCAUCAAGAGGGAGUCCCACACCUUGUACGGGCGGGUCCAGACCGGCCCGCUGCCCAACUGCGCCCAGCCCUGCCACCAGCCCUACUUCUCUGCCGACGAGAGGGCGUUCACCAGCUUCUGGGUGGGACUGUGGUCGGUGCUGUGCUUCAUCUCCACUUUGACCACGGUGGCCACCUUCCUCAUCGACAUGGAGCGUUUUAAGUACCCAGAGCGGCCCAUCAUUUUCCUGGCGGCCUGCUACCUUUUCGUCUCUCUGGGUUAUAUCAUCCGACUGGUGGCCGGUCACGAGCGGGUGGCCUGUGGCGCCAGUGGCAACGUCGGCAGCAACCAGCUCCACAUCCUCUACGACACCACGGGCCCUGCACUCUGCACACUGGUCUUCCUCUUGGUCUAUUUCUUCGGCAUGGCUAGCUCCAUCUGGUGGGUGGUGCUGUCAUUCACCUGGUUCCUGGCGGCAGGGAUGAAGUGGGGCAGUGAGGCCAUCGCGGGGUACUCCCAGUACUUCCACCUGGCCGCGUGGCUCAUCCCCAGCGUCAAGUCUAUCGUUGUCCUGGCUCUCAGCUCUGUGGACGGGGAUCCUGUGGCUGGAAUCUGCUACGUGGGGAACCAGAACCUGGAGAACCUGAGGGGAUUUGUACUUGCGCCUCUCGUGGUCUACCUCUUCACCGGCUCCCUUUUCCUCCUCGCCGGCUUUGUUUCUCUCUUCCGCAUCCGGAGUAUCAUCAAACAAGGCGGCACCAAGACAGACAAACUAGAGAGGCUGAUGAUCCGCAUCGGGCUCUUCACUGUGCUGUACACCGUCCCCGCCACCAUCGUGGUGGCCUGCCUGGUGUACGAGCAGCACUACCGGCCCGGCUGGGAGCGAGCCCUGGCCUGCUCCUGCCUGUCUGAACGCCAGCGCCUGGGCGUGGGCCCGGACUACGCCGUCUUCAUGCUCAAGUACUUCAUGUGCUUGGUGGUGGGCAUCACCUCAGGCGUCUGGAUCUGGUCUGGCAAAACCCUGGAGUCCUGGAGGAGGUUCGUGGCUCGCUGCUGCCCCUGUUGGCCGCAGAAGGCCGCCGCACCGCCCUCGAUGUACAGCGAAGCCAGCACCGCCCUCACUGGCCACACUGGAACCGUGCUGGCUUCAGGCAUUUACCACAAACCUGCUCCUCCCUCUCAUAUAUGAAGUGACUCGCACAGAGGAAUAUAGACCUGAUACACAUGCAGUCAGUUACUGCUGGUCCCCUAUGAGAGUCCAGCACUAGAACAUGGCAAGUCGUCUCUUUGGGCACUCAUACAUAAAACCACUGGAUCCAAACUCAAAUGCCUGUGAGUCUGUGUGGGGAGAUGUGGACUCUGAUAAUAUUAAUUCUCUGCUAGGACAAAUAAGAGGAACAAAGUUUAGAUCGUGAAAAGGAAUAUUCAACAAACGACUGGCAUACUUCACGACAGGUUCUGAAAACUGACACCGAGGAUAUAAGGGAAAAUUCAGAGGUUAAACUUGAGAAAACCCGCCAUUUUGAAAAGGGAGUCACAAACUUUUGUAAGAAAUGUCUAUGGCAACUGAGCCUGCAGCUGCUAGCCUUUCACUGUGUAUAAAGUGUCACCGCUCAGAAAAAAAAAAAUCCACCAAAAUUGACAUUUAAUGGGAAAAAAAUCAGCAUUAAACAGCCCCUGAGUUCAAUGGAUCCAUGGAAGGAAGCACAUCUGCACAAAUGUCCUCUUUCGAGCUCUUCUGAGCCUUGAGAGAGGAAUCCAUAUUUAUUCCUGUAUAUGUUGUAAAGGUUGACUGUAAAAUUAGGUGUAUAGUAUGUUAGUUUGUAACUGACCUCAGCCAGUGCUGAUCCCAGGAGAGGCACCAGGGAAAAAGCUCUGAUUUUUCACAGAGAUUUGAAUUGCAUAUAUAUGAAACAAACAUGCUUUUCCAUGUGUUUGGAUGUGCUCUGUGGUUUCUUUUGUACGAAUGCAUUGUUGUGACCGAAAUCUCAACUCAAAUAGCACUGAGAGUUUUUCUUUGUCUCAGCUGUCUCAAGUCAGACCUGUUAAUCUGUAGGCAGCAUGUCAGACUUGGAAGUCAUCACAGGGAACAGCUGGGCGUUUGGGGUCUGCCGGGAUGGAUCACCUCUGGGCUCCGUGGUGGUGUCGUGUCGUGUUUGAAGUCAAUACAAGCCCGUCUCUGGAAAACUUGUCACAACAUCAGACACACUGCCGUCAGAUUCAGUGUGAAGGGUGCAGCUGUCUGUGGCCUUUACUCCCAUCUGCUGGUCCACAGUGGAGCUGCUGACUCCAUUAUGUCUUCACCGCAGUGCCUCUCAAACGUCUGCAGCAGAUCCCAGAGCGAACGUCCACCAGGCUCGCUCCCAUUUGAUCAAUUCAAACCCCAUAGAGAUGCGUCUUUUGUUUUGUUUUGUUUUACAUUUUUAUCACUCAAAUUAAUAGAAAUAUUCUUGAAACCUCAAUAUGGCCGUGUGCACCAACAAAUUCUAAGGAGCUGUAAUUUUUUAAAAAUAUUUUAAUCAAGGUAAAACAUCUUGAAGAAAAAGGUUGUAAAUAAAAUUUUACAAUGCUACAGAGAUGCACUGGCCUACUAAUUGUAUUUUCCAGAUGUAAGACAACAUGUUUGCUUGGUGCAGAGCCCAGAAAAAAAUCACACCAUCAGUUGCUUUUUCAGUGAAUAUGAAAAUUAUAAUGCAAAAAUGAUCAUUCCUGCUAAACUGUGAGUCCUAUCACAAUAUCUAAAACUGACUACAAAAUACCUCUUAGCAGAAAUGUCAACAGUGUCCAUUUGGAGAUGAUGGUGGUGAGAGUAAAACCUGCUACAAAAAUAAUUUGUGGAAGUGUAAUUUCUAGUGAAUUAGGCUUAAAUAAAUCUGAAAUCAAACUGUUCCUCAUUUUGCAAGGUGCUACGUCCUGAUUUCAAGAAGCAUCUCUCUACACCAGGGAUUCCCAAAUUCUUGCGUUUCAUUGUCUUACAUUUUUCUUAUAAUUCUUACAUAACACUUGUUAGAAGCUGCCACAAACAUGUAAGGAUGACCACUGUCAUGAAGAGGUUGCACUGUGUGGGGGGUCGACCGAGCUUGAUUUUUGAGGGCCGAAAACGAUACCUUCGAUCAGUAAUCCAGGAGACUGAUAACUGAUACUAAGGCCCAAUAUUCAUCUGCAGCAAAUUUGAGAAGUGCAAUUAUUAUUGCAAUUAUUGGAAGUACCAAGAAAAUGACCAGAAAAUUUAAAACAAACCAAUCUCCAAAAAAAAACUUUAUCAAAGAAAAAAAAUCAAAAGAAAACUUUUAUACUGAUUAAAAUGAUAUAUUUAAAGGUGAGAUGAGUGCUGCUGGAUCAGAUUUUGUGUGUUUAAAUGCUUGUGAAGGGCACUUUUCACAAACAUGUGAAACAAAAACUGAAACUGUAACCCCUCUGUCCUUAAGGCGAGUAAGGGCAACACACUACAACUUGGCAGUUUUGUCUCUUCUGUAAAUUAAAUACAAAUGCAGUGUAAAGCAAAUCAAAACUGUAACCGUGCUAUUAAAACUGCUGCCCAGCCAGUUCACAUUUAUUCCACUUUUAUUCCAUAUCAGCCCCGAUAAUUGGCCUGGGGUCGAUACGGGGGCGACCCCUGCACUGCACUCGCUCUCCUCCUGAGCUGCUCGUGUGAUUCUGUGCAGGGUUUUGCGACAACCCUGGUCUAAGAUGCCGUAAGAUGCGUAAAGCCUUGUACGUAGGGUUCAUGGGGUGGCAUGAAGAAGUCUGGGAUGCUGUGCUCCUCACACGUUGUAAGGAAAACCCACAUGAGACAGAGCAGGUGUUGUGAAUGACUGAGGCUGAACUGGAGCACAUUCAGAGUGUCUGCUCUCUGCGCCUCCUGCUUCCCUGUGAUGGGUUGUGAUCGUUGGAUUCAUUCAAUGUUGUUAGCGAAUUGUGUUAUUUAGACUACUGUGUCACUUAUCCACAUAGAUUACAUCUCUAAUUUAUUAGGCUGACGUGUGUGCGAGCGUGGCCAGGACGCAGAAAUGUUCCUCAGUUAAAUGUACAUGCAUACUGACUGGAUGACAUCAAAUGAUAUGAUUGUGGUAGUUUUUUUUUUUUUUUUUUUUUUUUUUUAAUUCAUCUUGUUGAAUUAAAACGGAGUUGAUCCCAGCCUUUUUGUGCAUUUUCUUCAUGUAAAUCGAUGUAUCUAUGUAAAUCUGGUAUCCCAUGAUGCAGCUUUAUGUGUACUUUAUUGUGAAAAGGCGUUCAAUAUGACAUGAUUUUACUGGCCAUUCUUUUCUAGAUAUUUAUGAGGGAAAAAAAGCAGCUCUUCUCUGUUCUGAUUUCACAGGUUGAAGCGUACGUGAAUAAAGCUGUGUGGGCCAAUCAGUCA